AUGGAGCGCCGUCAGAGCGCCGCGGCGCGGCGUCUCCUUUGCUACGGGCGGCUUUGGGGUUUGAUGAAGUUCCUGGAGACCGGCCUCUUUCAGCUGGUCUUCGACCAGACGUCUCGUGGGACCUUCUCUUUUUCCAAAGCUCCGCUCUGCAAGCUCUGCGCCGCUUUGGGCCUCAGCUUCUGGCUCUUCUCUGCCGCCGCUCCUGCCGCCCCUCCUUCGGAGCCUUUGCUCGGUCGGGCUGGGAAGGAGGCUUCGGAGGCUUCGAAGUCGAUCCUUCUGCCCUUGCUUCUGCUUUCGCAGGUGUUGGGCGUUCUGGUUGUUCUGGAGUCUGCACCCUUGGCCUGGGACUACCAGUAUGCUUCUGCUCUCAUGGAGUUGAGCCUCGCGGCCAUCCUGGCCCUGGGUAUCCUUCUCGGCCGUCAUUACACCUUCGAUGCUCGAUGCGCCUUCGUCCUAAAUGCCGCCCGUCCAAUGCUUUGCGGGCAGCUAGGCCUCUUGUACCUUUUUGCAGGAGUCUGGAAGCUGAACUCCACGUUUCUCGAUUUACAAGUCUCCUGUGCGCCCGUGCUCUGGGCACAGCUGCUGGCGAAGUACUUCUAUUGGCUGGACUACUUCGGAGAGGUCAAUGUUGUCCUUGUGAAGAUCUCCAUCUUUGGAACACUCCUGGUGGAGAUCGGUUUGGCUGUCUUGGUCCUGGUCUUCACAAUAGCACUGAGUUUACCUCGGAUGCAAGUGCUCACUGCGUGGUUGCCUGUGACGACUAGGCUGAUCUUUGCAGUUGGCCUGUCUCUCCACCUUUUGAUUGCCAUCUGCCCAUCGCCCAACGGAGCCGGUGGGUUUUCCUGCGCGAUGGCAGUUUGCUAUGUCUGGUUGCUUCCGCUUCCUCUGCGCAACUCUGACGACAGGGUCCCGGUCCCUUCUUCCUCGAUCUCUUCUCGGAUUAUUGCGGCGGCUUUCAUGCUCGUUCCCUUGCUCGCCUUGCUUGCGCUUGGCCUGGAUAUGCAGGACUUCGCAAUGCCGGUUUAUGGCGUCAUGGUUGCAAUCCUCUACACUGAGUGUAGACAUGGCGACGACACACGCUCCAUUCAUGCAGGCUACGACAGCUACGACGAGCGAGGAACUCGAGUUACGUUGAUGACGCAGCUUUUUUUUCUUCUGCUCUUUUUGGCAUGGAGCCUCGGCUCUGCAUUCCUCGGCAUUCAGGACAUGGGUGCUGACACCAUGUAUGGUGGUCUGCAGGUCUAUGGAGCUGGGCGCGGCAACCACAUCUUUCUGCCCACAGGUAUGUUUUGGGAAGCACAGCACCAGCUUGAGUCUGGGGCACGACCUCUUCUCUAUCGCGUGAGCUCCGUCUCCCAGUCGAACGCUGGAAGCAAAAGCACCAGCUCCGCCUUGCAGUACUUGCGCAGCCUCUACCCUGCGGAGGUCCAACUCCAGCCGCCCGCGGCCGAGGUGCUGCUGCGUUCCGUGGGGCACACGGCGCGCAUGUUCUCCCCCGGAGCGGCGCGGGUGCUGGGCCCUAACUGGGCAGAAGAGGCGGCCCUUCUUCCAUUUCGGCUCCAGCCCUAUGUGGUUCCCGAAGUGGAGUUGUGCCGCAUGGUCUGGGAGGCCAGGGCCAUCAUGAAGAGGACCGCAGAGGAGCCGGAGCCUGAGCCUGGCAGCAUGAAUACAUCAGCUCCGCCUUUAGAGAUCCAUGUUUCGCCGCUCGAUCAGGGUCAGUCAAAAAUGCUGAUUUUGGUGACUGCUGGCAGCGUCGAGGUGAAAUGCGCGAGAUUCACUUCGCCAGAGCACGUAAGGGGGAGAUUGCAGGAGGUGCUGCAAAAGCCAAUGCCGUAUUGGGUGUGGAAAAUGCUGGUCUACUUCCCGAUCCCAAGCAGUCUGACCUUCGCCGGUGGCGCCACGCUGCAGCCAGCAGGAUGUGUGGCUUAG
Molecule: messenger RNA, 1929 nt
Organism: Symbiodinium sp. CCMP2592
Lineage: Eukaryota; Dinophyceae; Suessiales; Symbiodiniaceae
Source: the annotation of a GenBank genome assembly